CCACAACCCUCCUUCCGGGCCUCGAGAGGGUGGCGCGGGGGCCGCAGCGGCGGGGGCGGGGCCAGCCUCACCCGGAAUGAAAACAAACGGCGGCCGCCGCCGCAUCCGGGCACUCGGCGGGUCGCGGCGGGCGCGGUGGUGGCGCAGAAUGGCGCAAAAGAAAUAUCUCCAAGCAAAACUGACCCAGUUUUUAAGGGAAGACCGAAUUCAACUUUGGAAACCUCCGUAUACAGAUGAAAAUAAAGAAGUUGGCUUGGCAUUGAAGGACCUUGCCAAGAAGUACUCUGACAAGCUAGAUUGCUGUGAAAAUGAAGUGGAAAAGAUAAUAGAAGAAAUACGUUGCAAAGCAAUUGAGCGUGGCACGGGAAAUGAAAAUUAUAAAACAACAGGAAUUGCGACAAUUGAGAUAUUUUUACCUCCCCGACUAAGAAAAGAUAGGAAAAACCUGUUGGAGACCCGAUUGCACAUCAGUGGCAGAGAACUGAGGUCAAAAAUAGCUGAAACCUUCGGAUUUCAAGAAAAUUACAUCAAAAUUGUCAUCAACAAGAAACAGCUUCAACUAGGGAAAACUCUCGAAGAACAAGGAGUGACGCACAACGUGAAAGCAAUGGUGCUUGAACUGAAACAGUCUGAAGAGGACGUGAGGAAAAACUUCCAGGUUGAAGAAGAAGAGCAAAAUGAAGCCGAACUAAAAGAAAAAAGAAUCCAGAGGACCAAGAGAGGCCUGGAGAUCUUGGCGGAGAGAGCUGAGAUGGUGGUGGAUCCAGAAGCCACGCCGUACUUAGACAUAGCUAACCAGACGGGCAGAUCCAUCAGAAUUCCCCCUUCAGAAAGAAAAGCCCUUAUGUUAGCUAUGGGAUAUCAUGAGAAGGGCAGAGCUUUCCUGAAAAGAAAAGAAUAUGGAAUAGCCUUGCCAUGUCUGUUGGAUGCUGACAAAUAUUUCUGUGAGUGCUGCAGGGAGCUGUUGGAUACGGUAGAUAACUAUGCAGUGCUCCAGCUGGACAUAGUGUGGUGUUACUUCCGCUUGGAACAACUGGAAUGCCUUGAUGACGCAGAAAAAAAACUAAACUUGGCUCAGAAAUGCUUCAAAAAUUGUUACGGAGAAAACCAUCAGAGGCUGGUCCACAUAAAAGGGAACUGUGGGAAAGAGAAGGUGCUGUUUUUAAGACUUUACUUGCUUCAAGGUAUCCGAAAUUAUCACAGUGGAAACGGUGAAGAGGCUCGUGAGUAUCUCAACAAGGCACGUCAACUCUUUAAAGAGCUAUAUAUUGAUCCAUCAAAAGUUCACAAUUUGUUGCAGUUGGGAUUUACUGCCCAGGAGGCCCGGCUUGGCCUGAGGGCAUGUGACGGGAACGUGGACCACGCGGCUGCCCACAUUACCAACCGCAGAGAGGAAUUGGCCCAAAUAAGGAAAGAGGAAAAAGAGAAGAAAAGACGCCGGCUGGAGAACAUAAACUCUUUGAAAGGAAUGGGCUACUCUACUCACGCGGCCAAGCAGGCCCUGCAUCAGGCCAGCGGGAACCUGGAUGAAGCUCUGAAGAUUCUUCUCAGCAAUCCUCAGAUGUGGUGGUUGAAUGAUUCAGAUCCUGACACCAACAACCCUCAAGAAAGUCCUUCCCAGGAAAACAUCGACCAACUGGUGUACAUGGGCUUUGACGCGGCAGCAGCCGACGCUGCCUUGAGAGUGUUCAGGGGGAACGUCCAGCUGGCAGCUCAGACCCUUGCCCACAACGGAGGAAGCCUUCCUCCUGACGUGCAUCUCUCGCUGGAAGGCUGUUCGUCGACACCAUCCACGUCCCCUUCUGACUCCGCAGGGGCCUCUAGUGCCUCCACAGAUGAAGAUAUGGAGACAGAAGCUGUCAAUGAAAUAUUGGAAGAUAUUCCAGAACAUGAAGAAGACUAUCUCGACUCAACGCUGGAAGAUGAAGAAAUUAUUAUCGCAGAGUACUUAUCCUAUGUAGAAAAUAUAAAGUCAGCAACAAAAACGGAAUAAUGGGCAGAAAUAAGUACUGAGUUUCUGCUUAUAAAUUCUGUCAUUAUGAAAAGUCCAAUGCAGGUCGUCUUGUUUUCCUUCUUUUUAUCUGAUUUUGCUCCAAGAGUGCGUCCUUCUUGGGCAUAGGAGGGGCAGGCAGGGAACGGGCCAGCCGUGAAGGUGAGAGGAGAUGUGGGGGUCGGGGGGAGGGUGGGGGGGAGCGUCCAGAUCUGUUUCCUCUUCAUUUUGCCCGGCUCUCCUGCCCUCCUCAGCUCACUGCUGCUCUCUUCCGUCUUCCCACCAUGCAGCUCUGCCUUUCAGCUUCAGCCUCGCUGCCCUGUCGCUGAAACAUCCUUAAAGUCUUCAACCGUUCCAAGUGCCCUGGGGACCUCGGGAGGAGGCAUCCCCUCCAGCAGCCAUACCGCAUUGUGGCAGACUGAAAGCUCGGGUUCUGUGCUCUUAGUUUAGUAAAAUAUGCACUUGUAAUUCAAGGUUGAAGUUGAGAAUUUAUAGACGUGCAAAAUUCUUCUUUACAAAAAUAAAAUCCUUUUAUUAAACAGGAAAGUCCUUAAA
Neofelis nebulosa (Clouded leopard) is the source of this 2545-nucleotide messenger RNA. RefSeq names its product negative regulator of ubiquitin like proteins 1 (gene NUB1). The transcript is spliced from 15 exons. The record is from RefSeq and is a predicted model, not a curated record. Gene Ontology annotation, biological process: regulation of ubiquitin-dependent protein catabolic process. Lineage: Eukaryota; Metazoa; Chordata; Mammalia; Carnivora; Felidae. The coding region runs from base 77 to 1993 and encodes 638 amino acids. Gene Ontology annotation, molecular function: protein binding.